AUGACUGAAACAAAGAAUGUACAAAUUGAGUUACAGGCACCUCAUGCCUUAAGUAGUGCAGAGGACAGAGAUUCUAGAAAUUUGUUUGAUUAUUAAUAUGAUAACAUUGAAAAGAAGGGAAACUACGCUCAAAAAUAUCAAUCAAAGAAUAGGAAAAUUACAUCUAAUAGGCCAGAUUAUCAAUUGCCCAAUAAUAGCAUCUAAACUUCCAAAUAUACAUUAUUGAACUUUUUUCCAAAAUAGUUAUUUGAGUAAUUUUCGAAGUUGGCAAAUGUCUAUUUCGUGUUAAUGGGUGCAUUAUAAAUGGUUCCAGAGGUUUCGAUAAGUUCAGGAGUUCCAACUAUUUAUUUGCCUUUGGGUUUCAUCAUUUUGGUAAGCGGAGCAAAAGAUUUCUACGAAGAUUACAAAAGAAGAACUUCUGAUAAUGAGGAGAACAAACAAUAGGUGACUGCAUUUGACGGUAAAGACUUUGUGAAGAUCCCUUCAUAUGAAUUGAGAGUUGGUCAUAUUGUGAAGGUGAAUUAGGAUGAAAUAAUCCCAGCAGACAUGAUCCUAUUGAGAUCUAGUGAAAUAAAGGGCAUUUGCUAUGUGGAGACCAAAUCGUUAGAUGGUGAAACUAAUCUAAAAUAAAAGAAUGUUCAUGUCGAUCAUCUUUAGACUUUUAAAUCGGAUGAUUGUUUUGGUCAAUUGGAUAAGAGGAUCAUCUUGAAAUAUUAAGCACCAACUCCGUAUUUGUAUAAAUUCAUCGGAGAAACUACUACUUCCAAUCUAUAGGUUUCAUCGAUAAAUUUUAAUAAUUUUCUUUUGAGAGGAUGUAACUUGAGAAAUGUGAAAUAUGUUUUUGGCCUAGUUGCUUAUACUGGUCAUGAUACUAAGAUUAUGAUGAAUUCGUAUAAGGCCAGAACAAAACGAAGUAAAUUGGAACUCAAGAUGCAAAAGUUUAUUUUAAUAAUAUUUAUAACUCAGUUUAUCAUGUGCAUCAUAGCAUCUCUUGUCUAUUCAAUUACAUAUUACAAUAACCGAAAAUACCUGAAUUACUUAUAUAUUGGAGUCCAUUCAUCCGAAUAUACUAUUCCUUAUAACUUUUUUGUUAGAUUUGGCAAUUGGAUGCUCAUAUUUAAUAACUUUGUGCCUAUUUCUUUGUUAGUUACUCUAGAGAUGGUUAAAUUUAUUCAAGGUAAAAUAAUGACCUUGGAUGAGAAACUUAAUUAGCCAAGAGUCUAAACCUCUAACUUAAAUGAGGAGCUUGGCCAAAUUGAACAUAUCUUCAGUGACAAAACUGGUACUUUAACAUGUAAUAUAAUGGAGUUUAAACAAAUAAUAAUAGGCAAUCAAAAUUACGGGGAUAUAUUGAGGUCUUCAGAUGAUUAUAUAAGAGAUGAUGAAUUGCUUAACUACCCGCAAGUUAGUAAUGUAGAUUUUAGAGACAAGACUUUGAUCUAGGCCAUUAAUGACAAAUCUCAUGUGAUGCAUGAGAAAGUUGAGGAGUGUUUGAAGAUGAUUGCCAUUUGUCACACCGUAAUCAGUGAUUAGAAAGAUGGAAAAUUGAUAUAUAAUGCGACUUCACCGGAUGAAUUGGCAUUAUUGAAUUUUGCUAGAUUUGUGGGAUUUGAAUUUUUAGGAACGGAUGAAAACAAUAUCAAGAGAAUAAGUUAUUAGGAAUAAAUAAUCGAGUAUCAAUUAUUGGAGAUGUUCGAAUUCACAUCUGCCAGAAAAAGACAAUCAAUUUUAGUCUAGGUAAUUAAUACUGGAGACAUAUAUCUGUUUUCGAAAGGGGCAGACUCUGUAUUGUUGGAUUAAGUGAGAUUAUCAAGAGAGGAAUUGAAUAAGAAUGAGUAUCAUCAAUUAGUAUAGAGAUUACAAGAGUAUGGUAAGAUAGGAUUAAGAACGUUGGUUCUAUCAAAAAGAAAACUAAGUAAGUAGGAAUAUGAGGAGUGGCAUAAACGUUAUUAAUAAGCAACAUAGUAAAUUGAAAAUCGAGAAGAGAAAAUGUAAGUGCUUUAGGAUGAAUUGGAGAAGAACUAUGAAAUUUUGGGAGCAACUGCAAUUGAAGAUAAAUUAUAAUAAGAUGUGUCGGAUACAAUUGCAGCCGUCAAAGCAGCUGGAAUUAAAGUUUGGGUGUUGACAGGAGAUAAAAUUGAAACAGCUAUUAAUAUUGGAUACUCUUGUUCUUUGUUAACUAAUAAUUUAGUAUAACAUAUUGUGGAUGAGAAGGAAGAAUUGCUAAUUAAUGAGAGAUUAGAUGAUAUUUUAAACAAGAUACCCACUCUUCAAACCACAUAAGGAUAGGCUUUAAUUAUUUCAGGUGAUGCCUUGUUACAUGCAUUGAAGCCUGAUAUCUAAAAGAAGGUAGCAGAAGUGUGUGGCUUUUGUGAGGUUGUGUUAUGUUGUAGAGUAAGUCCAAAAUAGAAAUAAGAUGUGGUUUCUUUGAUUAGAGGGAGAAAUCAAUAAUGUUCAACUUUAGCCAUAGGAGAUGGUGCGAAUGAUGUAAAUAUGAUAACAGCUGCUCAUGUUGGAGUGGGCAUUAGAGGAGUUGAAGGUUAAUAGGCAGCAAGAGCAGCUGAUUACAGUGUAUAGGAAUUCAGAGAAUUAAGAAGACUAUUAUUUUUUCAUGGAAGGGAAUGUUAUCGCAGGAACAGUGUUUUGGUUUGUUACACAUUUUAUAAAAAUAUAUUGGUGGUUUUACCAUAAUUUUGGUAUGGCAUUCUCUCAAUGUUCUCAGCUUAAUCCUUGUAUGAUACUUUCAUUUAUUAAUUAUUUAAUAUUUUGUAUGGAGCCUUGCCGAUUAUGAUAUAUGGAAUAUUUGAUGAGGAGUAUGAUGCUGAUUAAUUGACGGAUAAUAAAUUGUAAAACUAUUAUUAGUAGGGUCCUCAAGGAGUGCUGUUUAAUAUCUAAAUAGUUCUAUUUUGGGUGUUUUGUGGAUUUUGGUAGACUGCAAUCUUGUGUUUCUUUGCUACAUAUGCAAUAUCUGAGAAUUUUGUUGAAGACAGUGGAUUUACUCAUCAUUUAUGGGCCUAAGGAACGAUGAUUUUCGGAUUGAUUGUUGUGAUUUGCAAUUUGAAGGUCUUACUGUUUUCUAAUACCUAUACCCCAGCAUUGCUAGGUAGCAUAUCCUUUAGUAUGAUAUCUUAUCUAAUUUCUUGGAUCAUCCUUGAUAAUAUACCAUAAGCUGAAGCAUAUGUAGUUUUUCAAUCAUUAUUUCAAACUCCAAAUUUCCAUUUCGGCAAUAUUUUAGUCAUUGCUGCAAUUUGUAGUAUUGACAUUGCAUUAAACAUUAAACUUAAUAGAGUGCUAUAGAAAGUGAAUCAAAACAUGUCAAUAAAAACACCAUUCUCUUUGAACAAUCUGUCGAUUCAUUAACCUCCAAAGAUAGGUGGAAAAUUAAACAACAAAGCACAUACUGGAUUUGCAUUUAAUUGUUUAGAUAGAGAUGAGUUGGAAGAUCAGGAUAAAAUUGACUUGUAUGGAAUCGAUAAUUAAGUAUAAUCUUAAGAUGGAUGA
Messenger RNA from Paramecium tetraurelia, 3501 nucleotides. RefSeq lists its product as uncharacterized. The transcript is spliced from 6 exons. Gene Ontology annotation, molecular function: ATPase-coupled intramembrane lipid carrier activity; ATP hydrolysis activity; ATP binding. The record is from RefSeq and is a predicted model, not a curated record. NCBI's taxonomy places the organism in Eukaryota, Ciliophora, Oligohymenophorea, Peniculida, Parameciidae. Gene Ontology annotation, biological process: phospholipid translocation. Gene Ontology annotation, cellular component: plasma membrane.